GCUAUGGGGAGGAAGAGGAAGAGAGCUGGAGCCGGCGAUGGCGACGGCGAUGGCGAAGAAGGGAGCGCCAGGGUCAGGGUGAAAGGCAAGCACGACAAGCCGAAGCCGUGGGACACCCCCGAUGUGGAUCACUGGAAGAUUGUGCCCAAGCCGGAGCAGUGGAGUGGACUCGUCGAGCAGAGCUCCUUCUCGACGCUCUUCCCGCAGUACAGAGAGAAAUAUUUGCAGGAUGUUUGGCAUUCUGUGGCUCGUGCUUUGAAGGAGCAUGGCAUCAAAGGGGAGCUUAAUCUUGUAGAGGGAUCAAUGACUGUCACCACCACACGCAAAGUUCAAGACCCCUACAUUAUCAUCAAGGCCAGGGACCUUAUCAAGCUUCUCGCCCGCAGUGUUCCUGCUCCUCAGGCUUUGAAGAUUCUGGAAGACUAUAUGCAAUGCGAUAUCAUCAAGAUCGGCAAUCUUAUUCGAAACAAGGACCGCUUUGUGAAGCGUAGGCAGCGCCUUUUAGGCCCAAAUGGUGCAACUUUAAAGGCACUGGAGCUCUUAACUGGAUGCUACAUUCUAGUUCAGGGAAAUACGGUUGCUGCAAUGGGUCCAUUCCAAGGCCUCAAAACUCUCCGCCGCGUAGUAGAAGACUGCAUUCAUAACAUUCAUCCUAUUUACCAUAUCAAAGCUCUCAUGAUCAAGAGGGAGCUUGCCAAGGACCCGGCACUAGCUAAUGAGAACUGGGAGAGAUUCUUGCCGAAGUUUAAAAAGAAGAACGUACAACGGAAGAAGUCGAAGAAGGAAAAGAAGCCGUACACACCUUUCCCGCCUCCACAACAACCUAGCAAGAUUGAUUUGCAGCUAGAAAGUGGAGAGUACUUCCUGAGCGCGGAGACGAAGGCCGCGAAGAAGUUUGAGGAAAAGAAGCAGCAGCAAUUGGAAAAAGCGGCCGAGAACAAACGCAAACGCGAUUCGUCGUUUGUUCCUCCAAAGGAAACCAAGAAAUCUGAAAGAGCUGGAACGUCUUCAGGGGUCUCGAAAGCCGAUGUCACUGCAAUGGCCCAAAACUUGAAGGAGAAAUCAGAGAAGGUUUUGCCUAAACAAAAGCGGAUUGAUGACUCUGUACAGAACUACCUCGCAUAAUGCUCUCUGACACGUGGCAUGCAUCAAGCCCGUUGUUUUCUUGAGGUGCACAUUCAAAAUAUGAGGAUUGUUCUUUGAGGCU
This is a messenger RNA of Selaginella moellendorffii, 1207 nucleotides long. RefSeq names its product KRR1 small subunit processome component. Gene Ontology annotation, cellular component: nucleolus; small-subunit processome. Bases 4 to 1125 code for a protein of 373 amino acids. The record is from RefSeq and is a predicted model, not a curated record. The transcript is spliced from 11 exons. Lineage: Eukaryota; Viridiplantae; Streptophyta; Lycopodiopsida; Selaginellales; Selaginellaceae. Gene Ontology annotation, molecular function: RNA binding.